AUGGGGUUCCAAAACUUGGUAUUGACAUAUUUUAUGUUGGUAAUGGUUGUUGAUCAAUUUGGGAAUUGCAAAGUUACCAUUGGUCCUCAUAAUCACUCAUACAAACACUUAGCCACCAAAAUGAUUGAGGAUCGUGGUUUUAUUCAACGAAAUGGCACCCGUUUUGUUCUAAAUGGAAAGCCACACUACUUAAAUGGGUUCAAUGCCUAUUGGUUGAUGAUUAUGGCAUCUGAGGCAUCUACAAUGUCCAAGGUUACUACAAUCUUUCAAGAAGCUUCCCUGCACGGUUUAAACGUAGCAAGAACCUGGGCCUUCAACGAUAGAGGUUACAAAGCCCUUCAGAUUUCUCCAGGUUCUUAUGAUGAAAAUGUCUUCAAGGGUUUGGAUUUUGUGAUAUCAGAAGCAGGGAGAUGUGGGGUGCGACUGAUACUAGUCUUAGUUAACAACUGGAAGAAUUUGGGUGGGAAGAGUCAGUAUGUGGAAUGGGCAAGGGAACGUGGCCAGCAAGUAAAAAACGAUGAUGAAUUCUUCACACACCCCAUUAUUAAGCAAUACUACAAAAAUCAUGUCAAGACUGUCUUGACAAGAAAGAACACUAUAACUGGACUAGCAUAUAAGGACGACCCCACCAUUUUCUCAUGGGAGCUUAUCAAUGAACCUCGUUCCCAGAAUGACUCUUCAGGGAAAUCAUUUCAGGAUUGGGUGAGCGAAAUGGCUGCUUAUGUGAAGUCCAUUGAUAACAAUCAUUUACUAGAAGUAGGAAUUGAAGGAUUUUAUGGCGAAUCAAUGCCAGAAAAGAAGCAGUUUAAUGCUGGAAAUCAAGUUGGAACUGAUUUCAUUUCCAACAAUCAAGUUCCCGAAAUCGAUUUCGCCGCCAUCCAUCUCUACCCUUAUCAAUGGGUGUCGAGCUCUGACGAAGCGGCUCAAAAUGCUUUUGUUAACAAAUGGGUAAAAGCUCAUAUUCAGGACUCAAAUGAUAUUUUAGGAAAGCCCAUUCUUCUUACUGAGUUUGGAAAGUCCUCAAGGUUAUCAGGGUACAGUGUGGAUAAAAGGAAUAAUUACUAUAGGAAACUGUACAAUAUCAUAUACAGUAGCGCUAGCAAUGGAGGCCCAUGUGCUGGUGGGCUCUUUUGGCAACUACUGGCCCAAGGAAUGAAUGACACUCGUGAUGGCUAUGAAGUCAUUUUCGAGGAAAGUCCUUCAACUACUAAUGUCAUCACCCAACAAUCUUGGAGGCUGUCAAAGCUUGAAUAG
Abrus precatorius (Indian licorice) is the source of this 1254-nucleotide messenger RNA. RefSeq names its product mannan endo-1,4-beta-mannosidase 4-like. Gene Ontology annotation, molecular function: hydrolase activity, hydrolyzing O-glycosyl compounds. The transcript is spliced from 5 exons. The record is from RefSeq and is a predicted model, not a curated record. The coding region runs from base 1 to 1254 and encodes 417 amino acids. Lineage: Eukaryota; Viridiplantae; Streptophyta; Magnoliopsida; Fabales; Fabaceae.